Molecule: messenger RNA, 1998 nt
Organism: Trichoderma breve
Lineage: Eukaryota; Fungi; Ascomycota; Sordariomycetes; Hypocreales; Hypocreaceae
Exons: 4
Coding region: 1-1998 (665 amino acids)
Biological process (GO): protein polyubiquitination
Molecular function (GO): ubiquitin protein ligase activity; metal ion binding
Source: RefSeq, a predicted model, not a curated record
AUGCACUACAUUAACCCGUACCAGUUCGGCGUCGGCGGCCCGGAUGCUGGCGCUGGCGCUGGCGCUGCUGGAAUCCAGCUACAGGGCCCCCCUACGGCUGCCUGUACAGCGCCUCCAGCGCCUCCAGGGGCCUUGUCUCCCCCCUCCGUCCCCUCUAUCCCCGCCCACGCUGUCAUUUUACCGCCCGCGCAGCACCUAAACCCCAAUUUCUCCCCCUCAAACUCGAUCCGUCACGCUCGCAGCACUUCUUCUCCUCUUCCUCUAGUUUCACCUCUUGUUCCCUCUGCGCUCGACCGCCGAGCCUCGCGACUCUCGUCUCCCAUCGCCACGAUGCCCGAGUAUCGCCACAUGCGCAGCGGCAGCCUCAGCAUCCCCAGCGCCGCUCACGGAAGCAGCCAUCAUAGCAUGCCGCGCAGCCCGCCCAACACAUCGCACGUCCCGUGCAAGUUUUUCCGCCAGGGAGCCUGCCAGGCCGGCAAUGCCUGUCCCUUCAGCCAUGACCUGGGCGCCGCCUCGGAGACGAUUUGCAAAUAUUUCGCAAAGGGUAACUGCAAGUUUGGCCCCAAGUGCGCAAACAUCCACGUCCUGCCCGACGGCCGCCGAAUCAACUACGGUAAGAAUGGCGUUACCAUCGGCCCAAAUCCCCUCAAUCUUGCCAAUCGUGCGGGCGGCGCCAGUCCCGUCUCCCAGACCCCGGGCUCUGUCAGUAGCCCCUUCAGCCAUUCGACCGCCAGUGCCUUGACCUCGUCCCUCUACCGCGCCGACCAAGCCGUAUAUCCUUAUCACGGCGAUGAGAUUCAGGAGCUCGGCCUCUCUAGUGGCCACGAUAACGGCCCCCCUACCAUUGAUGCGCCAUACUCCGUCACAGAGUCUAGCUAUGGCUCUCCUCCCGACGACGACCCCUCUCGCCUUGGCUUUGGCCUGUCGCCCGCUGCAAGGGGCUUGUCCGUGCUCGAUGCACCAUUGCCCUCUUCGUUCGACUCCAACGGCAUCUCCAACGCCGCCCGUUUCCCUGCUGCGCCAUGGCCUUCGUCUGUGCCGUCAAAGUUUGGCCUCGAAUCACCGUCUCCAUCACUUAGCAGCAUCAAGGACCAACGCACCUCCGAGACGCUCAAGCUGCUCCACUCGUCAGCCUUUGGGUCAUCCGAGCAUCUUGCUACCCCCACCGCCGGCAGCCCUCCAGACUCGCAGCAUCUCACAGGCGAAGAGUACUUUGGGAAGCGAAUUAUGCAUUCGACCCGAUAUCCCAAGCCACGACUGCUCAGUGCCAGCAUGCCCAAGAACAUGGUUGACCGCGAUUGGGAGGCUGAGUUUGCCUUUGGCGACGACGACAACGUGCCGGAAAAUCUUGUUCCUGGCGAUUUGCAGGAUCUGUUGACCCCAGCAGAAAAGGCCCGGAGAGGCUCGAUGCGAGACGAGAGGCCCGACUUCAGCUUCGGUAGUCUUGGCAAGUAUGGCAGCCCCAUCGGUUCAAGCCCGAGCCGAUGGGGACCCCUGUUCCAGCGUCAGAAGGAAGAGGAGGAGAUGACCAGAUCGGCCCGAAGCGCUGCCGGAUCAGCUUUCGGCCAUGUUGGCAGCCCCCUGCGAAAUUCGAUCCUAGCUAAAGAAAUGUCGAACGACCUCCGGGCAUCUGCCGGGGCCGGAAACGAAACCAUCUCAAGCCCGCUUCUGCACCCCACCGUCAGCCGUAACGCCAGCAAUGGUAUCUCACCCAUCGGCAAGGACCGCAGUCUAGAGCGCCACGUCUCCAGCGCCAGCAUUGGUUCGUCCGUCACUGGCAGAUUUACCACUCCGAUUGAUGAAGAGGACCCUGCUUUCGUCUUCAGCAUGGAAGAGGAGGAAGACUCUUCAUCAUCAAAGAUUCGCAAGCGCGGCUCUUCCGGUUUGGCACUGGGAGCCUACAGCUCAUAUGCCAAUGCCGCCGCCGCCAGCAAGACAGUGCCUGCUUCUAACGGCACCAAGGAGGGACGAGACGCUGUACCAGUCAACGGAAGGUAA